GGCCCGCUGCCUCCCUCCACCCUGUCCCGGCUCAUAUUUAUGCAUUAGGCGUUUCUGCAGUGAGCCGCUGGAUAUUGAUGUGUUGUAAGGAGGUGUUCCCAGUCCUCCCCUCCCCUCCUCCUCCCCCCUUAUCCCUCUCUCCUCCGUUGCAGGCUGAUCCGCGGCUCUCGGUGCGCUCAGACGCGUUUGGCGUUCAGACUGCUCAGCGCCCCGAUGGCCCCCCACCAGAGGGACUGCGCUAACCCCACGGCCAGCCCCGGCCCCGAACUGUCCUAGCGACGGCAGGACCGCCGGCAGCCUGCUCCUGGAAUACCGCAUUGUUUCAUAAUUCCCAACCAGGGAGAGGGAGAGGGAGCGAGGGAGAAAGAGAGGUGAUGAUGCUGAUGAUGAGUCCGAGAUGGUGGCUUUCCCUUUUGUGCGUCCAUGGGCUGAUGCACGUCGGUCACCAGAGCAGCCCGAAUGCACGACAUGGAGACGCCUCGUCGAGCUUCAAGGCUCUGCGCGAUGCCGCCAGGUUGGUGGGGAGGGAGGACACGGUGCCUCUGCGCCUGCUCUACAGCAGACACAACCACAGCCAGAUCACACGGGACGAGCUCAGCACCCGGGUGAAAGACGGCUCCGGCUCCGGCUCCGCACAGGUGAACCAUGUGGCCCAGGCAAGCUUCCAUGUCGAGGCAUUUGGUAGAGAAUUCAUCUUGGACGUGGAGCUGAAUCAUGAUCUGCUGUCGUCGGGCUACGUGGAAAGGCAUUUGUCAGAAAAAGGGAAGGCUGUCAUCACCAAUGGAGGAGAACACUGCUACUACCAGGGGAAGGUCAGAGACUGUCCUCGCUCCUUUGUGGCUCUCUCAACUUGUCAUGGACUGCACGGGAUGUUUUUCGAUGGCAAUCACACCUACAUGAUUGAACCUGGAGGACCCGGCAGCGGCAAUGGAGAUGUCUGCAUUCACAUGAUAUAUAAAUCUGCAGAGGGAUUCAAAGAACUCCUCAACGGUGAUAUGCCAGAGCCCCCGUUUCCCAGCCCUCCAUUUCCUGGGUCAAAAGUUGUUCACAGGAGAAUAAAGAGACAGGCUCCACAUGUGUCACACAGCAUAGAAGACGAGACCAAAUACAUUGAGUUGAUGGUGAUCAAUGACCAUUUAAUGUACAAGAAGCAUCGGCUUUCCGUUGGGCACACAAAUAACUUUGCUAAGUCAGUGGUCAAUAUGGCUGACAUGAUAUUCAAGGAACAGCUUAAUACCAGGAUUGUGCUGGUUGCCAUGGAAACCUGGUCCGCUGACAGCAAGUUCAACAUUGACGACGACCCCAUGGUCACCCUGAAGGAGUUCAUGAAGUACAGGAAAGACUUCAUCAAGGAGAAAUGCGACUCUGUUCACCUCUUCUCAGGGAAUCGCUUUCAUAGCAGCUGGGGUGGAGCCUCCUACAUGGGAGGAGUUUGCUCUCUCACUAAAGGAGGUGGAGUGAACGAGUACGGGAAAACAGAUGAGAUGGCCAUAACCCUCGCUCAGUCUCUCGGACAGAACAUUGGCAUCUUCUCAGACAAGAAGAGGAUCCUCAAUGGCGAAUGCAAGUGUGAUGAUCGUUGGUCAGGCUGUAUUAUGGAUGAUGUUGGUUUCUACCUGCCGAAGAGGUUCUCUGACUGCAACGUGGAGGAGUACCACAACUUCUUGAACACCGGAGGAGGAGCUUGUCUGUUCAACAAACCUCUGAAGCUGUUCGACCCUCCAAUCUGUGGAAAUGGCUUUGUGGAGCCAGGGGAGGAGUGUGACUGCGGCAGUCCAACGGAGUGUGCCAGAGAGGGCGAUAACUGCUGUAAGAGUUGUACUCUGACUCAAGGCUCAAAGUGUAGCAACGGACUCUGCUGCAACAGCUGCCAGAUGGAGUUCAUGGGGGUUAUGUGUCGAGAUGCAGUGAAUGACUGUGAUAUCCCAGAAAACUGCACUGGCAACUCCAGCCAGUGUCCACCAAAUGUGCACAAGAUGGAUGGCUACACUUGUGAAAAGGAACAGGGUCGCUGCUUUAAUGGGAGGUGCAAAACCAAAGACAGGCAGUGCAAGUACAUUUGGGGAGAGAAGGCAACGGCGGCUGACAAGUUCUGCUAUGAGAAGCUGAACAUUGAGGGGACAGAAAAAGGCAACUGUGGGAAAGACAAGGACACGUGGAUCCAGUGUAACAAGCAGGAUGUUCACUGUGGGUACCUGCUGUGCUCCAACAUCUCACCUGCGCCGCGACUGGGAGAGCUGCAGGGAGGGCUGACCUCUUUCUCCGUGGCCCAACACAGCGCGUCUCUUGACUGCAGCGGUGCUCAUGUGCUGAUCGACGGAGACACGGACCUGGGAUACGUCGAGGACGGGACGGCCUGCGGUACAGACCGCGUCUGUUUCAAUCACAAAUGCCUCCCUAUCCAACAGUUCAACUUCAGCACUUGCCCCGGGACGACGGACAAGACCAUCUGCUCAGGACAUGGGGUGUGCAGUAGUGAGCUGAAGUGCGUGUGCUACCUGGGCUGGACUGGAGACGACUGUAACUCCACGACUCCUCUCAGUUACCUCGUGGUGGGACCGACUGCCUCAGUUUCAGGUAUCAACAGCACAAACAUCAUCAUCGGGGCCAUCGCAGGCUCCAUCCUCUUCCUCGCGCUCAUACUGGCUGUUACAGCCUGGGGCUACAAGACCUAUAAGGAGAGGCGCUGUGCUGAGUCUGAGGUUCACAGAAGAUUCUGCCGGCAAAUGCCCCAAGGCGACUAUGUAACAAAGCCUGGGGAUGCCGAUUCAUUUUACAGUGACAUGCCUCCGGGUGUGAGCACAAACUCCGGGUGCAGCUCCAAGAAGAGGUCAGCCUGCCUGUCGCACCUGCAGAUUUGCACCCUGUCCUUCACCCCCUCCAUCCCAUCCAUUUCUCAGAACAUCUCACUUUUUGGCUUCAGAUCUAAUGGGAUGUCUCACUCAUGGAGUGAGAGAAUACCAGAUGCCAAACACAUCUCCGACAUCUGUGAAAACGGGCGACCGAGGAGCAACUCGUGGCAAGGAAAUCUGAGUGGGAAUCGUAAGAAACUGAAAGGAAAGAAGUUUCGUGCUCGCUCUAACUCCACAGAGACACUAUCCCCCGCCAAGUCUCCCACCUCCUCUACAGGAUCUAUUGCAUCCAGCAGGAAAUACCCGUACCCCAUGCCCCCCCUCCCCGAUGACCAGAGGAAAGCCAACAGGCAGAGUGCCAGGCUGUGGGAGACGUCAAUAUAACCGCCGUAUUACCCGCUCUGCGAAAGACCUUAAGGAACUACACUUGUCUCUCCUUUUCUAUGAAUGAAAAACACGAAAAUGAAACAAAACUGACUCUAUGCGACUAAAGAGAGAGAGAAAGCCCCCAACUGGAGUGGAAAUAGGCAGAGGUGUGUGUGAGUUGGUGUGUACAAGCAUCUCCGAGGCUGUCGAGCCAGACAUUCAGUGGAUCACUACAAGAUUAUGCGGAGUGUCGGUGGAGAAACCAGCUCCACAUCCACUCCAGACCAGCUGGAGCUGAGACUGAGCUGUUCCAGUCUGCUCAGGCCUCACCAACGGGACUCCAACCCCCUCCCCCCUCCCAAACCUCGAUACAUCCCCCUCGGCUCGGCUCUCAUCAGACCCACUUUGACGCCACUUCUCCCUGAGUUGUUCAAGCUCCCCCUCAGGAGCAGGUCAUCCCAUCGCACUGAAUCGGCAGAUUUGUUGGGAUCAUUUUGACGCACGUGAAUAACUGUAGAAACUCCAACACUGUAUGCAUGAGACGACCCCGUUAAUCAGCGACCUCCUCCUACAGAAAAGACGAGGAGAACAGCCAUCUGAUCUGACAGGAAAGCAUGCGGGGGGGGCAGUGAUUUUAUACCUUCUGUAGGCUUAGAUGCUUUCUCUUCACUAUAGGUAACUCAUAUUGUAUCACCAGGUGUAACCCAUAACCCAUGACAUGGACCCGACCCCGCCCUGCUCUCCCUCCCCUCGGUUUGUUUGUCCGCGUGUAAAUAUGUAAAGUCGAAGACACAAGAGUAUGUUCUUUUGCUUUUAUUUCGCAAGAGGAAAGUAUCUUCUUCCUACUGUACUGUGUUGUAGACGAAAGCAGAUCUCAGUAGACGAGUGCCGAGACCCGCGCAUUCUGUCUGUGUUUCUACUCUUCAUCCUUAUGUUUCCUGUGUGACUGUGACCUCUAUAGCUUUCUCCAUCCACAGCAGAAUGUAAAAGUGUUUCUUUUUAUAUAUAUAUAUAUAUAUAUAUAUAUAUAUAUAUAUAUAUAUAUAUUAGCACUGGUUUCAUUCAUCUCUGGGAGAAACACACAGACGUGGAGUAAUGACUGAGGAAGUAUUGACUACGGUGUUGAUUGUGGCACAGUACGAAUGUUACUGCGACAGUAUUGAUUUAGCAAACGUUCAGUAGUUUUUAUGUGCCAUUCCCGUGUGAAGUGAAUGGACCGACAUGUGUUUGGUGUAGUAAUAGAUAUACCACUUUUCACUCUUGUGGAUUUUGGAUUUUUUUUCCCCCAUUGAUAAUGUUAAGAUGAAUCGAGUUUUCAACGAUUCGGAUGUUUGGGAGUAGAUAAUGUCAAUAUCCCGAGUGCGGCCGACAAUAACCUUACUCUGCGCGAAUCUGGAAAUCUGUGAUUGAAAUGUGCAUUUUGGAUUUAGCUGUGACGAUUGAGGUAUUUAGCUUGUAAAUGAUUAACUAUGCUGUACAGUGCUUGCUGUCUGAGCUUGUGAAGACCAACAGCAUGACAGUUCUAUAUCAAAUUAAGUUAUUUCUCUGGUAGGCUGUUUGUAAGACCAUAACGGGAAGGGAGCAUGUCACUGAAAGACCCCCCCAACCCCACCCCCCAUUGCCACACUUCCCCAUUGCCUAUUGCAGUUGUCUUAAAGGGUUUGUGCACCACAAACUCCACUGUCUUUAUGACGUCAGGACAAUUAAUAGCAGGAAGUCACAGGGUUUUGAUUGGGAAUGGAGAUUUUGUCACGCCAGUGUAGUUAUUUAAGGUGGAUUUUUCUGGAAACGAGUCCCACAUCACUCCCCAAAAGCAGGUUCUUUGUACAGAUAAGAGUCAUCGCUCUACCUUGUGUAGAACUGUUGUCCUAAGGCCUCAUGUUUGUCACUUACUGUGGUUUAGUUUUUGCUCUGGGGCACUUGUUCAUUUGUAAUUCAUGUAUGCAUUAGGACUGUAUAGGUAAUAUGAUCGUCACAAUAUUGGACUAAUAUUGCUACUAGUGUCUUUUUUUAUUAAGUACCUUUGUAAUGUUCACUUUCUUUCUCAGUAUUAUGUACAGCAACUAUUCAAACAGUGAUUAAGUGCAUUAUUGUAAUUCUCUGUAUUAAUGAGUUGAUGACUCUUUUUUUAAAACACGUUUUUUCUGGCAUGUGCUAAUCUGUAUCUUAUAGGUUUUGGACACAGGUGUUACACCUGAGAUCUGAAUGGGCUCAUGAUUUGCCUUUAUCCAGAGUUUUCUUUCUUUUGUUCUGGUUUUUCAGUGUCCAGUGGCCCAGGCUGUGGAGCCCAUCAUCUCAUAGCUCUUGAGUAAUAUUUUUAACAUCAUAAUACUGUGCUACAGCGAGACAUUCGUCCUGGCGUCAUGGACAUCGCACUGGAUGGGACCGUGCAUACUGCAGUAAUUUCUCUGAUUGUACAGCCGUCCAUCGUCCUGUAAACAUAUCUGCUGUAUCUGCCUGCGCUCGAGGGUGGACCGGCCAAUCCUGCCCGGACGACUUUGGCAAAACGCCUCCACAGAUGAGCUCUGUCUCUGUCUGACCAGAGACUUGAAUGUAUUUGUGUACUGGAGCACAUCCACCAUCUAGUGUCACCCACAUAGUCCCAUCCCGCCAGGACACACAGCACUCUGCUCCAGGAACCUUAAAUACCCCAUGUGUGUGCGAGUUCAAAUCUAAAUACUGCAGUUGCUGUCAGUUUUUUUUAUUUAAAUUGACUUUUUUUCUCUCUUUUGCCUGUAUGUUGUACAGACUGAUGAGGCAAAAAUCAAUCCCCAUAUUUUUUUUUCUCCUUAAUCAUUCAGUAUUGUAAUAUAUUUAAUAUAAAAUAAAACUUUCAUCAACACAA
Molecule: messenger RNA, 6063 nt
Organism: Scophthalmus maximus (turbot)
Lineage: Eukaryota; Metazoa; Chordata; Actinopteri; Pleuronectiformes; Scophthalmidae
Gene: adam22
Product: ADAM metallopeptidase domain 22
Exons: 31
Coding region: 375-3236 (953 amino acids)
Biological process (GO): proteolysis
Cellular component (GO): postsynaptic density membrane
Molecular function (GO): metalloendopeptidase activity
Source: RefSeq, a predicted model, not a curated record